AUGGCGGCCUCGGAGGCGGCGGCGGCGGCGGGGCCCGCGGCUCUGGCGGCGAGCGCUCCUGCCAUGCCGGCGGCCGCGAGGGGAGCCGCCGCCGCAGCCGCCUCGGGCCCGUGGGGCCUCCCGGGGGCCCCGGCUGAGGGGGAGCCGCCCGCGGCCCCCGCGCCGCCGCCCGGGGAGCUAAUCCAGCCGUCGGUCAGCGAGCUGUCCCGGGCUUUGCGGACCAACAUCCUGUGCACCGUGCGCGGCUGCGGCAAGAUCCUGCCCAACAGCCCGGCGCUCAACAUGCACCUGGUCAAGAGCCACCGGCUGCAGGAUGGCAUAGUAAAUCCAACAAUAAGAAAAGAUUUGAAAACUGUGCCAAAAUUCUACUGCUGUCCAAUUGAAGGAUGCCCUAGAGGCCCCGACAGACCGUUUUCUCAGUUCUCCCUCAUGAAACAGCACUUCAUGGAGAUGCAUGCCGAGAAGAAGCAUAAAUGCAGUAAGUGCAGCAACUCUUAUGGCACUGAGUGGGACCUGAAGAGACAUGCAGAGGACUGUGGGAAGACGUUCCAGUGCACAUGUGGCUGUCCCUACGCCAGCAGGACAGCACUGCAGUCCCACAUCUACCGGACUGGCCAUGAGAUCCCCGCAGAGCACAGGGAUCCACCUAGUAAGAAAAGGAAAAUGGAAAACUGUUUACAAAAGCAGAAGUUGUCCAAUAAGGCCAUUGAAUCACUGGGCAACCAACCUACUCCCACACUAGACUCUCAAGAACUAGAAACGUCAGAAAGCAAGCUCGCAGCCACUGUGGAAGACUCCUGUGGCUCCAGUGCCAAAAAGCAGACUCUGGCUUCUCCAAGAUACCCUCAGAAGUUGCUCUUACCGAAGCCCAAAGUGGCUCUGGUUAAACUCCCUGUGAUGCAGUUUUCCUCUGUGCCCGUCUUUGUGCCUACAGCCGACCCCUCAGCCCAGCCUGUGAUGUUAGGUGUGGAUCAGGGCUCUGGCACAGGGGCUGUGCACUUAGUGCCCCUGCCCGUGGGAACCCUCAUCCUCGGCCUGGACUCGGAGGCCUGCUCUCUUAAAGACAGCCUCCCGCUUUCAAAAAUCAUAAACCCUGUUGCUGUCGAGCCAGUCAGUACAGGUGUACAAGUGAACUUGGGCAAAGGUCCAUCCAGUCUUGUACAAGCACAGGGGGGCACAGGUCAGAAGAGCAGCCUGUGUUCAACCAAUGUGCCGUCAGACCUGUCUUACGCCUCCCACGGUGUCCUGCCUUCGGCACAGUGGGCUGGCCCCGACUCUGCCCUGUCCUCCUGUUCUCAGGCUGACUUGUCGUUUGAUGCUCAGGUGUCCCUUCCCAUCAGUGUUCACACCCAGACAUUUGUGCCCAGCUCCAAGAUGACCUCAUCCAUAGCUGCCCAGACAGAUGUGCUCCUGGACCCUUGCUUCCAGUCAGGUAGGGUCUCCCGAGAAACUCAGACCAGCAGGAUGCCGGUUCCCACAGAGGACUGUGUGCCGGUGAGUCACGCCCGGAUGUGUGGAGACAUCUUUGAGAGCGUCCAUUCGUCAUAGAGUGUCUCUGCAGACACCGUGAUGAGCAGCAGUCUGGAGGCAGAGUCAGUGACUCAGAGUUUGCUGCCCAAGGCUUUGAAUCCAGAGAUUGAGAAAUCGGCACCAAUGUUAAACUUCAGCACACAGAACACCACAGAUAAUCAGACCCAAACCAUAGAUCUGUUAAGUGACUUGGAAAACAUCUUGUCAAGUAACAUGCCUGGUCAGACAUUGGAUAAUCGCAGUCUUCUGCCCGACACGAAUCCGGGGCCUGACCCCCAGCUCCCAUCUGGCCCAAGCCAGAACCCCGGAAUAGAUUUUGAUAUUGAAGAGUUCUUCUCAGCCUCAAACAUCCGGACACAAACCAAAGAGAGUGGGCUGAGUACCAUGAACCCUGAGUCUGUCUUAGAGUCACUGGACAUCGAGACCCAAACGGACUUCUUCCUCACAGACACGUCUGCUGCGCCCUACAGCUGCAGGGCCAGUGCUAACUUCUUAGGCCUCGAGAUGUUUGACACGCAGACACAGACAGACUUCAACUUCUUGGACAGCGGCCCUCACCUGCCCCUGUCCUCCAUCCUGAAGCACUCCAGCUUCUCCAUGAGCACCGACUCUUUGGAUACGGAGACCCAGACUGAGAGCAGCUGCGCCACCAAGAACUCCCCUGCCCUGGAAGGCAAGGUCGAGUUGAACAGUGCAGAGACACAGACCAUGAGCUCUGGUUUUGAAACCCUGGGGAGCUUGUUCUUCACCAGCAACGAAACUCAGACAGCAAUGGAUGACUUUCUUCUGGCCGAUUUGGCCUGGAACACGAUGGAGUCUCAGUUCAGCUCUGUAGAGACCCAAACAUGUACUGAGCCACACGCAGUCUCCAACUUCUAAUAGAGGGGUUUGCCUGUGCCAUUUCCCCCUGGGGCUCCAAAGCUGGGCAUGGGGCGACAGUGUUAACUCUCUCGAGCACAGUGUUGAUUCAGUUGUUUGGUUCUUUGUGUGUGGCUCUUUGCCUUUUGUACGUGUAAACAUGAAAAUUGUGUAUAAAUGUGAGUGUAUUAUGAACUGUAAGAUGUUGACCUCAAAAGUCUGCUUUUGUGCUGUCUACAUGUGCUCUUUCACAACUAGUCUUUUCAUCUUCUGAAAGGAAAAUUAAUUUCACACCUGCAAAACCUCUACGGUCCUUUAGCUGAAGCCAAGCUUUCCAGCAACAAACUUCUCAAAGCUUCAAAUUCAGCCAAAGUUCACUGAUACUGCUCCUGAAAAGAUUGUUGAUGAUGCUUCCGUGGUCUGUGACUCCUCCGCCUUGAACCUCCGUCUGCUUUAACAUCUCGUCUCUGAAGACAACAAGGAAAACUACAACCGUCAUUCACUUUUGAAGCAGAUUUCCUGUAGUCAGUCGGUGCCAUCCCUGCUGUGUGUGAGCUGUUACCGAUAGCAACCGAGUGUGCAGCACCUCCCUUACAAAAGGUCUGUUACUGUCAAAACUCGCCUAAAGAAGAGCAAGAACUUAAUG
This is a messenger RNA of Ochotona curzoniae (black-lipped pika), 3034 nucleotides long. Its product is annotated as ATM interactor-like. The transcript has a single exon. Gene Ontology annotation, molecular function: transcription cis-regulatory region binding; DNA-binding transcription factor activity, RNA polymerase II-specific. Gene Ontology annotation, cellular component: nucleus. NCBI's taxonomy places the organism in Eukaryota, Metazoa, Chordata, Mammalia, Lagomorpha, Ochotonidae. The record is from RefSeq and is a predicted model, not a curated record. Gene Ontology annotation, biological process: regulation of transcription by RNA polymerase II.